GAAGCAACUACUACAAAUGAUGUUUGUUUCAAAAGAAUGGUCAAGUUGUGCAUGGGCAAAGAAACCUGAAGGGAAAGCUGUGAAGAAAAUCAUAAUGAAUGAUAAUACAUUUUGGCCUAGUGUGGUUUAUUCCAUAAAAACCACAAAGCCCCUUGUGAAUGUUUGAAGAAUAGUUGAUGGUGAGAGGACACCGGCAAUGGGAUUUAUUUAUGGUGCUAUGGAUGAGGCAAAAGAAAAGAUUGCAAAGAACUUAGAUGGAGACGUGUCUUUAUAUAAGGAGAUUUGGGAGAUCAUUGAUCAAAAGUGGGAGUUUCAAUUGCACCGCGACUUGCAUGCAACUGCAUAUUACUUGAAUCCUCGAUUCAGAUGGAGUCCCAAUGUUUCCGAGCAUCCAGAUAUUAAAACUGGUUUGUAUAAGUGCAUGGAUAGACUCAUCAAGGACCAAGAAACAUAUGUGAAGGUCGAUGCCCAACUUGAUGAGUAUAAAUACAAGCGAGGAUUGUUUGGCUUCAGAUCAUCCUUAACAUCAUACUUAACACGUCCACCUGUUGAAUGGUGGGACAACUUUGGAGAUGAAGUUCCAGAACUCAAGUCAUUUGCAACAAGAGUUCUAGGUCUUACUUGUUCAGCAUCGGCAUGUGAACGUAAUUGGAGUACGUUCAAUCAAGUGCACACAAAGAGAAGAAAUCGUCUGAGCACAAAAAAGAUGAAUAGUUUGGUGUACAUUAUGUACAACAAAAAGUUGAAGCACAAAUUUUUUAAGAAACAAUCACGAAGAGAGGAAGAUGAUCCUUUGAUUGUUGAAAAUGUGUGUUCUGAUGAUGAAUGGGUAGCCAAUCCAAAUGAUGAAGAGGAUGGUGAUAGUAGAGCAAUCGAAGUUGGUGGGGAAAUUGAGAUUGAGGAUGAGGGCGGAAGUUUAGCACCGAGGAAGAGGAAAAGAAAUCAAGCACCAAUUGAAGUGAAUUUGGAUGAGGAAGAUGAAUUUGAAGGAGGAGAAAAUGAUAGUGAAGAUGAAGAUGAUGGACGAGCUAUACAAUUUCAUGAGAGUGAUGAUGAAGAAAGUGAAGAGUUCUUGGAGAUUUAA
Messenger RNA from Humulus lupulus (European hop), 1084 nucleotides. RefSeq lists its product as uncharacterized. The transcript has 2 exons. The record is from RefSeq and is a predicted model, not a curated record. Bases 197 to 1084 code for a protein of 295 amino acids. NCBI's taxonomy places the organism in Eukaryota, Viridiplantae, Streptophyta, Magnoliopsida, Rosales, Cannabaceae. Gene Ontology annotation, molecular function: protein dimerization activity.